AUGAAAUUAAAAUUAUUAUUAAUUUUAAUAAUUUUAACAAUUUUUAAAAUUAAAAUAUCAUUUGGAGGAGAAAUUUGUUCAAAUGAUUAUAAAUGUGGUAUUAAAGGUGCAAAAUGUGGUAAAAGUCAAAAAGAAUGUUCACCAGGAUUUUAUUGUGGUAAUAGUGGAUUAUGUGUUGAAGGUAAAUUAGAAGAUGGUAGAUGUAAUAGUAAUAAAGAAUGUUCAUUAGGAUUUAAAUGUAUUAAUCAAGGUCAAUAUAGAGUUUGUAAACCAUCGAAAUUAUAUGGACUUGGUGAAAGAUGUUUAUCAAGUUCUGAAUGUUUAGGUAGUUUAUUAUGCACUAAAGGAAUUUGUAAAUUAAAGAAACUCAACAACUGUUCAAUGAAUGAAGAUUGUGAUUCCAAUAGUUAUUGUAACAAAUUCAAUCAGUGUGUACAAAGAUUACCAAUGGGUGCAGACUGUUUAUUCAAAGUUGACCAAUGUACACAAGACGCUAUUUGCGGUAUGGAAGAUGGCAGAUCAAAUUAUUUACAAGGUAAGUGUGUUCCAUUAUUCUCGAAAUCCAUUGGCCAAUCUUGCUACGCUACGCAAUUUGGCGAGUGUGAUAUGGAGGGUGGGCUAUACUGCCCCACCACAAGUGGCCUAGUGUCAAGUUGUGCCGAGAUGGUUAAUGGUAAACAAACAUGUAAAUCCAAUAAAGAUUGUGACACGUUUUGGCAAGAAUGUGAAUGUUCAGGUAAAUCUUCCAAUUCUACAUGUAAUUCUAAAUUUAAUAUUGAUGCAACUUGUUCAAAACUUUAUACAAACCUACAACAAUGUUUAAAAGGUAGUCAAUGCUCAGUAGUUAAUGAUAUCAAUGGUAUUCAUGAAACCAAUGCCAAUAGUUGUGUUAUGAAAAAUUGUCAACAACAUGCAGUUUGUUUCUAUUCUCGUUGUCUUCGUUUUGAAUUUGGUGGUUGUAAAUUACCAGAUUCCCUAAAAUGUAUAAUUACAAAUUCAACAAGUUUAGAAAAUAAUUAUUUUUUAAAUUAUAAUUUAGAAUCUAGAAAUGGUACAUAUAAUGAUACUGAUGAUUUAACUUUAAAACCAAUUAAACCAAAAGAUAUAAGUAAUGAUGAAAUUAGUCAAGAUAAUAAUAGUAGUGCUGAUGAAAAUAAUGAUAGUAAUAAUAAUAAUACUUCAAAUAAUUCAUCAAAUAAUGAAUUAAAACCAAAAAAUAAUCAAGAUAAUGAAAAUUCUGAUAAAAAUAAUUCAAAUUCUAAAUUAAAUACAAAUAAUUAUACUUUUAUUAUAUUAUUAUUAAUUUGUUUUUUUUUCUUUUUCUUUUAA
Dictyostelium discoideum AX4 is the source of this 1329-nucleotide messenger RNA. RefSeq lists its product as hypothetical. The transcript has a single exon. The record is from RefSeq and is a predicted model, not a curated record. The coding region runs from base 1 to 1329 and encodes 442 amino acids. Lineage: Eukaryota; Evosea; Eumycetozoa; Dictyosteliales; Dictyosteliaceae.